Uranotaenia lowii is the source of this 543-nucleotide messenger RNA. RefSeq lists its product as uncharacterized. The record is from RefSeq and is a predicted model, not a curated record. The transcript has 3 exons. Lineage: Eukaryota; Metazoa; Arthropoda; Insecta; Diptera; Culicidae. The coding region runs from base 91 to 453 and encodes 120 amino acids.
CAUAAACAAAAGCCGAAAAAUUAAUCUCCGUCGUUUUAAUCCUCUAAAAAAGUGUAACUUUCUCCGGUCUAUCACGGUUUUGCUAAAGGUAUGAAACCGGAUGCUGGAGACCACGUCCGAGAAUAUUUAGCUUUCAAAAAGUCCAAGUACACAAUAAGAAUGCGUAAGUCGGCAGAAGCAACGGGCGACAGCAAUUUUGGCUGUAAACAUGAGAAAACCCCUAUUUGUGGAUUAGUCGUCGAUUGCCCAACACAUGACGAAUGCGUUAGUACACAAUCUGCACGGAUGAUGCUCAACAGUAAUCCGGAAGGUAACUCGCGACCGGAGGGUGGAAAAAAGAGGAAGGAUAAAGAAAACCAAAGGGAAAGCAAUCUGAAUCUGAAUCUGAACGAUUUUACUGUAUGUAAUAGUAUAGGCCAUCAGGAAUUCGACAAAAAGUGGCUACAGGAGUAAAAAUCAGCAGCGAAAAUAACCACACCCGUCAGUCACGGUCGCCGCCUACUUCUCUUAUUCGAUCAAAACAGUUUUUAAGUCGAAAAAUUU